GAUUAAGAGUCUUGCAUGUUACGGUGAUCGUGGGGUUGUUUCGACCUCGUUGAAAGUGGAAGUUUUAUGCAAAGAAGUUGAAAAAAUUUCAUAUUUCGAAUUUUUUGUAGUUUAUAAAAGUCCUUUUUCAUUUUUGAUUGUCAAUACCAAAAUGCGUUAAGAUACUUCACAGUUUUGUCCCUUAUAGUAAAAGUGGCAGAAUGAAUGAAGAUCACACAAAGAAUGAAGUUUUCUCUGACAUAAAACCAACAUCACAAUCUCUAGAUAAACCCAAGAAUGACAUCAAGUCUUCUGAGUCGACAAACAAUGAUAUUCAAGGCAUAGAAACAAAGGAAAAUACCAGUGGUGCAGAGUGUCUUGUCAAAAAAGACCAUCAUCAAGGAGGAGUUGUAGAAACUUCAACAAAAGAGCUGAGUGGAGAUUCUUGUCAGUUGCAAAAUAGUGAUUAUUUUGCUAAUGAGUCAAACAAUUCAGAAGAACAUAAAGAUCAGUAUGAUUCUUCAUCAAAAGAUCCACAUUCAAGUAAUUCUCAUGAUAGAACUCCUGCAUCAGGAGAUAUAACAGAUCAAGACAGCAGAGAAAACACAGCUGGUUAUGCUUGGAAGAUAUUAGAUGCUGUUCAUGGAGACGACCAGUCUGGUCAAAAUAGUAUAGCAUCAGCAGAUGAAGAUGCUGUUCUGGCUGACGUUGAUGAAAUCUCUCAAGACAGAAUCUCUGAUCCAGACUGUAAUAGUUCCAGGGACAUCCCUGAUUUGACUGAAAACACACAAAGCACAAAUGAUGCCUCAGAUUCAGAAAGAGUAAUGCCUAACCUUGAAAAUAAUAAUUCUAACCACAGUUUAGAUGACAAAAUGGAAGAUUACAGAGAAACAACCAAAGAUGCUGUGAUGGAAGAGUUAUCACACAGUUCAAUGAACUUAUCAGACAGUGGUGCUACCAAAGAACUAAGUGGGAAUGAUGACCAGGUUGUUGACGGUGUCAGUUCUUCAACCGAAGAAUCCCAAAAUAAAGAUGAACCAAUGGAUGUUGAUUCACAUGAAAAAUCGGGCGAAAUAGAUCCCAUGGAAAAUACCUUGGUGAUCUUGGAGACAAAAAGCCUUUCAGAACAAACUAAAAGUGAUACCAGUGUUGAUAUUGAUAGCACACCCGAAAUGUGUGUUACCAUGAUAGCAUCGAAUAAAGAUAAAGAACAAAAAAUCAUUCAUACAACAGGUUCGCAGUCUUCAUCUGUGGUUGCUGGUAAAGGUGAACAAAGUGAUAAGACAAAACUUGCAAAGGAAAACACUUUAGAAAAUAGAAAAAAUAUUGAAAGUUGUGGUACUCUGAGUGCAGAAAAAACUUCAGAAUCUAAAACAAGAGGGCGUGAUACUGAUGAUAAGGUUUCUGGAGCUGAAGAGAGUACAGCAAAUGAUACCGAGACCAAGAAGUUACCAGAAACCAAAGCUAACACUGAAGAGCCCAGUGGGUCAGAGGGAGUAUCCGAUUCCAUUGAAAAAGGGAAAACUGAAUCGCAAAGUGAAUCGACCGGAAAAGAAAAAGGUGUGGGGAUUAAUGCUAUUGCAGACAGACUAGUUCAACAAAUCCAGACUGAACCAUCAACAGAAGAGGAAGUUUUAGAAAAAGAAGAGGAUAAAGAAAAUCAAAAAAAGUCCGAGGAUUCAUCAGAUGGAAAGAAAACAAGUGGAGAUUCUGAAAAUAGCAGUGGUGGUGAUUCCAAGCAAAACGCUACUGAAAUGAAAGGUUACAUCACAGAUACAAUGAAUGAACUCUUGGGUUUAUUUGGAUAUGAAAAAGUUGAUGAAAAUACCAAAGAAACUAUAGGCACAGUUGUGUCUCAAGAGCCCAGUGGGAAUGCCACCAUCACCCCUGCAGUAUCAUCAGCUACACCACCUGCAGAAAUCUCUAAAAAGGAUUCAGGCUCUAGGGAGACUUCUCCACGGUCGUGUGCUGAGUGUGGUGUGACAAAGGGCCUCAAGUACCAGGUCUUGUUUCAAGGAAAGACUCGAUUCUUGUGUUCCGACAACUGCUUCCAAAUCUUCCGAAACAAACAGAAGCUGGCACCACCGCCACCCGGUGUUGGGGGGUCCAGAUCUGCUAUGGAGAGUUGUUCACUGUGUAAAAAAGAAAUAAAGAAUGGGCAAGGGUACUUGCCCCCUACAGGAGAAAAUAAACCAUUGUGCUCUGAGGAGUGUAUGAAAAGAUAUCAGCAGAUUCAUGGGCCUAAACAAGUAUGUGCCCAGUGUCAGAAGGAUAUACAAGGUGGCGAGAAGUGUCUCAUGUGGGAAGCAAUGGAGUUUUGUAGUGAGAAUUGUUUGGGAAAAUACCAGAAGCUUCUGGGAAGUCAUUGCACUUGUUGUCACCUUCCUGUACAACAACCCUCACUUGGUAAAUACUGCGUUCGGUUUGGGUCUGACAUUCGUCAGUUCUGUUCUGGUCGUUGUCUGGAGGAGUUCAAGAAGGGUUUAAAAGUUUGCACAUACUGCCAGAAAGACUUGUCAAAUGGUCAAGAAGGGUUCCUUGCACCUGUUGGGGAGAAAGGUCAGUUUAAAGACUUUUGUAGCCAGAUGUGUAUGGAGAGAUACGAGAUGAUGAAUUGUCCUGCAACUCCAAAACAGUCCCAGAAAUGUUCCGUUUGCAACAAAGUAGCCCCAUCCAAAGUUCAGGUGAAAUACGAAGAGAAAUUGCACCCAUUGUGUAGUGACCCUUGUAUAGCUGCAUUUCGUUACGCCAAUAAGAUCAAUACAAAUAUUUGUGACACCUGUCACAAAUUUUUCGAUUCCAAAGUAGCCCCUAGGAUAUCAUUACAGUUUGAAGGACAACGGAAGAGGUUUUGUUCAUCAUCGUGCAUGAAUAUGUUUGUGUUAUCCAAUCGGAAAAUUGUUCCUUGUACUUGGUGUAAGGUCAAGAAGUACAACUUUGAUAUGAUAGAACGAGUGGACUCAAACAACCACGUUCAGCUGUUUUGCUCUUUGAAUUGCCUCUCCCUUUUUCGUGUCAGUUUAAAUGCUACCUCAUCUCGGAGUGUGGCUUGCGAUCAUUGCCGUAAAAUGUUACCUGCCCAGUAUCACUUAACCAUGAGUGAUGCUUCCAUCAGGAACUUUUGUUCGUAUCCUUGUGUGAUAAAGUUCCAGAAUAAAUUCACCAGCGUUCCAACUUUAACCACGUCAACUCCAAGUGUUCGACAGAAUUCAUCAACCGUUUCAGCCAAGGUCACCACAACACAGAGUCCCACUCCAGUCAUCUCAUCUGUAAUGUCUCUUGCUCCAGUUCGAGCACCGACCACGCAAACAGUAGUACCAAAAAGCAUGAAAGCAGCCCAACCGACCCGUGCAUCAGUUCGAGCCAGUCAACCACCACCAUUAACUACUAUCAACAACAAAACUCAUACAGUUGCUACGGUGGAUUCGGUAAAAACACCACCUAUCAAGUCAACCGCAACAGUCACAGUAACAACCACGCCCAGCACACCACAACAACAGCCUCAGGUGAUUCGGGAAGUUAUAGUGAAGCCAGCUGCCCCCAGACCACUGAAGAACAAGGCCCUUCUGUGUAAACCUCUAAUGCAGACGAAAGGCGUAUCCUGUAAACCUCAUCCUUGUCAUAAGGACACUCAAACAGAUGAGAAAAUAUUUACUCCAAUGGUCAUUCCAGUCCCUGUUCCAAUUUAUGUUCCAGCACCCAUGAGAAUGUACAGUGAACCCACCCCUGUGCCAUUUCCAUUUCCAAUUCCCAUCCCCGUUCCUAUCUUUGUCCCAACUACGAAAGACUCUUCUGAUAACAUUGUUCAAACUAUUAAAGAAAUACAGGAGAAGAUCCCGGAGAAUCCUUUUGAAGCUGACCUGCUGAUGAUGGCUGAGAGUCUAGCUGCAGAUGGAGAAGAGAAUGAUAAGGAUGAAAAGAAACUCGACUUGGGUCUUUUAGAGACGGAGACCAAGAACCCAGACCCACUACCCACGCUUACGUCGUUUGGUGAUGAAUUUAUGCAGUCCCUGCUACCGGCGAGCUCUGACUUGACAGAACCAAUAUUGGAUCUUGAAGAGGCCCUUGCCCCUAAUUUGUCCUUGCAAGAAGGUAAUCGAGAACAACCUGCUGAUGAAGAAGGGUCAACCCCUACAAGGCAGUUACGCUCUCGUCAGAAGGGCAGUAAAAGAUCCGGGGGUGGAAGAAAUCGUGGUCGUAGUAAACGUGCUAAAUUGGAGGAGCCCGAAUCAGAUCUUCCAUCAGCAGUUGACAAUUCCGAAGCCUCUCUGGCUGAUGCAAACUUUUGUUUGAAGUUCACAUUUGGGGUCAAAGCCUGGAAGCACUGGGUGGUCCAAAAGAACUUUCAGCUGGAGAAAGGAUCCCAGUCACGAAAACUCAAGCUCUUUAAAACAGACUUGUUGCAGCUUUCGCCAGAUGAGCUCAACUAUUCUCUGUGUCUGUUCGUAAAAGAAGUCCGCAAACCGAAUGGGGAAGAAUACGCUCCUGAUAGUAUUUAUUAUCUUUGUCUAGGGAUCCAGCAGUAUCUAUUUGAAAACCAGAGAAUAGACAACAUCUUCACAGAUCCUUACUACGAAAAGUUUACGGAGUGUCUGAAUGAAGUCCUACAGAAGUUUGAAGUGACAUUGGCUACUGAUGUGACCUAUGUUUCUCGGGUGGAAGAAGAAGUACUGUGGGAGUCGAGACAACUUGGGGCACACUCUCCCCAUGUCUUGCUGAAUACACUGAUGUACUUCAACACUAAAUAUUUUCUGUUGACAACGGUUGACGAUCACAUGCAGUUGUCUUUCAGCCACAUUAUGAAGCACUGGCGGAAAAAUUCCACAACUUCUAGAACUGCUCCUACCGUUAAAAAUGCAUUACUCCGUUACUACCCACCCAUGAAAGACGGAGAGAAGAAGCGGAAAUACGAACAGGCUGUUUUGGAACAAACAGAAAACCUUGACAACCCUCUCCGUUGUCCAGUCAAGCUGUACGAAUUUUACCUUUCCAAGUGCCCGGAGUGUGUUAAAACACGCACGGAUGCCUUUUAUCUUUACCCAGAACGGUCUUGUGUCCCCGACAGUCCUGUGUGGUAUUCAACGCAGCCAGUAGGGAAAGAUGCCAUUCAGAAGGUGCUCCAGCGAAUCAAGAUGGUGCGAGAAAUCAGUGAACUGUACCAAGAUAUCUGAUUGAAUCACAAUCUGUUAAUGUCUGCUACCAUGUCGAACAGAAUCUGUACAUGAGAAAACUUUCUUUGAGAUGUUUACUUAAGUUUAACCACAACUAAUAAAUUUUUUUAAGUGAGCACUAUAGAAAAAAAAAAAAAAUUGAAGGCCAUGCCUGUGACUACAUUUUACUUUCAUCCAAUUCUUCUUCAUUAUGCAGGUAUUAUCACAACUACAAAUCAUUCAUCAAAAUCAAAGACAAGCUAUGGUGGCUUCCCAGUUGUAAAAAAGGUUUUAAGACCUUGUACCUCCGAGUUUAACAUGUAUAUUUCUGUGGUGUUCAGUCCCGAUAUGUUGGAUGUAAUGCAGCUAAUUAUUUCCCUUUUCUGCCCAAACAUGUAGACUUUCCCGACACAACAAAAAAAGGUGUAUACAUGUUUGUUCAUUUUUUUUUAAAUAAAGUUAUUGGUUAAACUGA
Limulus polyphemus (Atlantic horseshoe crab) is the source of this 5604-nucleotide messenger RNA. It is a transcript of the gene woc, whose product is annotated as zinc finger MYM-type protein 4-like. The coding region runs from base 201 to 5150 and encodes 1649 amino acids. Gene Ontology annotation, molecular function: zinc ion binding. NCBI's taxonomy places the organism in Eukaryota, Metazoa, Arthropoda, Merostomata, Xiphosura, Limulidae. The transcript has 22 exons. The record is from RefSeq and is a predicted model, not a curated record.